Molecule: messenger RNA, 1458 nt
Organism: Lobosporangium transversale
Lineage: Eukaryota; Fungi; Mortierellomycota; Mortierellomycetes; Mortierellales; Mortierellaceae
Product: isocitrate dehydrogenase [NADP]
Exons: 7
Coding region: 87-1418 (443 amino acids)
Biological process (GO): isocitrate metabolic process
Cellular component (GO): mitochondrion
Molecular function (GO): magnesium ion binding; isocitrate dehydrogenase (NADP+) activity; NAD binding
Source: RefSeq, a predicted model, not a curated record
CUCUUUCUCCUUUUCUCUUUUCUCUCUUCUCUUUUCUCUUGGUUCUUUUCCUCAGGCUUUUUCUUCGCAACUGUAAUAAUCGCAUCAUGUCCUUGCUCGCUUCUACCGCUCGUCGCUCCCUCUCUAUCACUAGAGCAGCCACUUUGGUCUCCCUAAACUCACAGGCCACUCGUGCAUACUCCAAGGACUCUCGCAUUCAGGUUGCAAAUCCUGUGGUGGAUUUGGAUGGAGAUGAAAUGACGCGCAUUAUUUGGCAGUCGAUCAAGGAGAAGUUGAUCCUACCACACGUCAAUCUCGAUAUCAAGUACUAUGAUCUGGGUAUCGAGCACCGUGAGAAGACAAAUGACCAGGUGACAAUUGAUGCUGCAGAGGCGAUUUUGAAGUAUAAUGUCGGUAUUAAAUGCGCGACCAUUACGCCAGACGAGCAGCGUGUCAAGGAAUUUAAUCUUACCAAGAUGUACAAAUCGCCUAAUGGAACCAUCCGCAAUAUCCUUAAUGGAACCGUCUUCAGAGAACCCAUCUUGCUCAAGAGUGUACCCAAAAUCGUACCAGGCUGGGAGAAGCCCAUCAUCAUUGGACGCCAUGCUUUUGGAGAUCAGUACAGAGCCACUGACUUUGUUGCAGAAGGUCCUGGCCGCUUCGAAAUGACUUUCACGCCUAAAAACGGAGGCGAAGCCAAGAAAUGGGUCGUCUACGACUUUGACGGCGCUGGUGUUGGAAUGGCCAUGUAUAAUACUGAUGAGUCAAUCACUGGAUUUGCUCACAGCUGCUUCCAGAUGGCAUUGUCCAAGAACAUGCCUUUGUAUCUCAGCACAAAAAACACCAUUCUUAAGAAAUAUGAUGGACGCUUCAAGGACAUUUUUGAGGCAAUCUACCAGAAGAACUACAAGAAGGAAUUUGAUGACAAGAAGAUUUGGUAUGAGCACCGAUUGAUUGACGAUAUGGUCGCUCAGGGGCUCAAGUCCUCUGGAGGAUUUGUUUGGGCUUGCAAGAACUAUGAUGGAGAUGUUCAGUCCGAUAUUCUGGCGCAAGGCUUUGGAUCUCUUGGAUUGAUGACCUCGGUCCUAGUGACGCCCGAUGGCAAGACUAUGGAAUCAGAAGCUGCUCAUGGAACAGUAACACGUCAUUAUCGUGAACAUCAGAAGGGCCGUGAGACCUCCACCAACCCGAUUGCCUCCAUCUUUGCCUGGACCCGUGGAUUGGCUCACCGUGCUCAUUUAGAUCAGAACGAGGCUCUUCAGAAGUUCUCGUUGGAUCUGGAGAAGGCCUGCAUUGAUACUGUGGAUGUCUCAGGUAUCAUCACCAAGGAUCUUGCAUUGGCAAUCCAUGGCAGCAAGUUGGAAAGGAAACAUUAUGCUACCACAAGUGAGUUCAUGGAGGCCAUCACCAAGAAUUUUAAUAAGGUUCGCGGCCUUUAAGUAGUUGCAGUAUAUAAUAGUUGAACAAAUAAAAAAGAAG